Gregarina niphandrodes is the source of this 1584-nucleotide messenger RNA. Its product is annotated as putative transmembrane protein. The record is from RefSeq and is a predicted model, not a curated record. The transcript has a single exon. NCBI's taxonomy places the organism in Eukaryota, Apicomplexa, Conoidasida, Eugregarinorida, Gregarinidae. The coding region runs from base 1 to 1584 and encodes 527 amino acids.
AUGUCGCCCAAACUGGGGCACUGGUCGCCCGAACUCGGGCACUGGUCGGCUGAGCUGGGACGGUGGUUUGGCAAGAAGGCUUCGGAAACGGCUCCAGCUAAUCCCUCCGUAGGGAAAUUGCUGUCCGAGUCUCGUUCUCAAAGCUGGCCCCUCAAGAGCCUGGCACUGCCAACUUGGAAACGUAGUCAAGAGGAAGUGAAAGGAACCGAUGGCGCAGCCCCCUGGCUACCUUCUCUAUUGAAGGGGGGUCCGGGAAACUCGUCUGCCGAAGAAUCCACCAAGAAUUUCUGGCCCUUUUGGAAUAAAGCGGAACAAGACUCAGCACCUGUGGGCCCGACGGCUCGUUUUCAACUGGAGGACUUCCUGGGCUCGACUGCUAAUGUUGGCUUACCAGGUUCAGACACUGUCCAGGUCGCACCUUCUGUGGAACCGUCCAGCAAUUGGUCUCCGAGGCAAUGGGCGACACAGAGGUGGGCUCCCAGCGGGUGGUUCCACCUGCUACCUACUUGGUCGACCGAGGCCGGCCCAGAGGAUGACCCUGAAGUGGGUCUUGAUGGCCGAGCGGGUCUUGGUGAAAAAGUGGGUCCUGGUACAUCUAAUAGUCACGUCGCUGACAAUUUAGUCGGUGACAAUCUAGUCGGUGACAAUCUGGCCGUUGCCAGUCAGGAGGCUGAUGGCCUGAGUAUGGCGGAUAGUGUAGAGGGUGUGAACUGGUUGCCUGACUACGACACGGUGUUGUCGAAGUUACGUUGCGACCCAGUGCAAUCGUUUGCAUCGUGUGCGCAGCACUGCUUCAGCCUGUUGUCGGAGUUUGGGCAUACGCGUGCGGAAGACUUGACAUUAGAGCUUGUGCCGCGUGUGAAGGGUCGUUCAUUUGCUCCCUUUUGGCCACAGGCGGCGGUCUCACGUUCGGCGGCAACAGCGGGGUCUAAUGAGGUUUACGGGAUGACGCAGACAGACCAGCGAAAUUUCCGUGUCUGUAUUUUAGAUGUGUGUGCACACGAUUACGUUGUGGGUACGGCAUUGCCGGGCUGUCUUGGUGCGGAUGGCCGCGUCAUUGAAGUGCCCAGCAAAGUCGACGGCCCUGGCAAGGUCGAUGGACCGACGUCCUAUGAUGACUUGGAUUUUUACGAGCCACGCAAGAUGCAGCUCUACAACACCUUUGGUGUCUUCACGCUAGGUCGCUGGAUCCAAAAUCUACUGCCCGAAUGUGACCUCAAUAGCGGCUACCGCGGCUGCGAACUUCACUCCCCCGGCCACCUCGUCUGGAUCCUGCUCGCCGUCGUUAUCCCCGCCGCUGGACUGGGACUAUUCUUCGCCUACCGACAUUACGCCGCUCUACUAGGCACGUUCCCCUGUCUACGCAAGUCCUCGCGUCAUAGAACGCCCAUCGAAACCGAAAAAAACAAUCAUUGGACCAACGUCUGGGCAGGGAUGCAGUGGCUCUCCCUAAGACUCCUCUUUGUCAUGCACAGAAUCGAAAUGCUUUACAGGCGACCGACGGGCAAUAUCGUGUUAGUCGACCAAGAAGGAGAACUGGAGCUCAUGGGUCAACAACACCCAUUCACGCAGAUAGAUAGAUAG